UGGUGCUGCCGACGGUCAGCAGUCUGCAGCUGCAGGACGUCACACACAGCACUAUGCGUGUGCGCUGGCGAGAGGCUGAAGGGGCCUCUGGGUACAUGAUCCUGUAUGCACCACUGACGGAGGGAGACGCCGCUGACGAGAAGGAGCUGAAAGUGGCUGACUCUGUGACUCAGGUUGAUCUGGACGGUUUAACUCCUGCUACUGAAUAUACGGUGACGGUUUACGCUCUGUACGGGGAGGACGCCAGCGACCCCAUGACUGCGCAGGAGACCACGCUUCCUCUGACUCCUGCACGUAACCUGCGCAUCUCAGACGUCACACACAGCUCCGCUAAACUGACCUGGGACACGCCCUCUCCACAGGUCAAAGGUCACAAAAUUGUAUAUGUGAAGACGGACGCCGUGGAGACCAAUCAGGCUGAGGUGGGCGUGGUCAGCACAGUGGAGCUGCGUAACCUGAGCGCAGUGACCGAAUACACCAUCGCCAUCUUCGCAGUGUACGCGGAGGGCCAGGCGGAGCCGCUCACAAACACCUUCACCACCUCGUUGGCUCCGGCCCCGAUGAACCUGCGCUCCAGUGAGGUGUCCAGCGAGAGCUUCAGGGUCACCUGGACCCACCCCGCACCUGACGUCACCUUCUACAGACUCACCUGGAGACCAGCGGCUGGAGGAGAGACUAAAGAGGUGCUCAUCAAUGAUCACUCAGAGCGGUUCCUCCUCUCGGCGCUGCAGCCCAACACUGAAUAUGAGGUUUCUCUGUCCGCCAUUUACAGAGACGAGUCCGAGAGCGAGCCGGUGGAGCUGAGCGAGACCACAGCUGCCAGAACAACCACAGUGGCUACGACCAGCGCCCGGACGACACCAGCCGCGCAGCGUCUGGCCGUCAGGAACCUGCAGCUCAGUGAUGUGACCACCUACAGCAUGCGUGUGUCGUGGGACCCUGCGGGCCCGAGUGCGCGUCAGUACCGCGUGUCGUACAUCAGUGUGUGUGCGGUGUACAGCGACGGAGAAUCUCCACCAAUCACACGCAUCGCCCGCACACUGCCUCUGUCUGCCCCCAGUGGUCUGCGUGUGUCGGAGCAGUGGUAUAACCGUUUCCGCAUCAGCUGGGUUGCUCCGCCCUCGCCGACCAUGGGCUACAGGAUCGUCUACCAGCCCACGACAGGUGGGCGUGCUCUGGAGACAUUUGUGGGUGACGAUGUGAACACCAUGCUGAUCGUCAACCUGCUGAGCGGCACCGAGUACAGCGUUAAGGUCAUCGCCACCUACACCACCGGCUCCAGCGACGCCCUGAGCGGACGCGCACAGACACUGUAUCUGGGCGUCAGUAACCUCAGCAGUUAUCAGGUGCGGGCGACCAGCAUGUGUGUGCAGUGGCAGCCGCACCGCCACGCCAGCCAGUACCGCCUCGUCCUGCAGCCGCAGCUCCAUGGUGAGAAACAGGAAAUGAGGCUGCCAGGCUCCGCCUCCAGACACUGCUUCAGUGAGCUGAGCCCGAACACACAGUACAGCAUCAGUGUUCACACACAGCUGCAGGAGACCGAGGGCCCCGCCGUCAGCACCACCGAGAGGACGCUUCCUGUGAGCACGGCUCCACCCACCAUCGCCAGCAGCUCCGCCCCUCCGCCUACCCUGCCCGCCACUAAAGAAGUGUGUCGAGCUGCUAAAGCUGAUCUGGUGUUCCUGGUGGACGGCUCGUGGAGUAUCGGAGACGAUAACUUCCAGAAGAUCAUCCGCUUCCUGCACAGCACGGCUGGAGCUCUGGAUCAGAUCGGGCCGGACGGGACUCAGGUGGCCAUCGCUCAGUUCAGUGACGACGCGCGCACAGAGUUCAGCCUCAGCUCACACAGCAGCAAAGAGGAGCUGCUCACCGCCAUCCAGAGGGUCAGCUAUAAAGGAGGAAACACCAAGACAGGCCGAGCCAUGAAGCAUGUGAAGGACUCUGUGUUUGCGCCGGUGGGCGGGGCCAGAAGGGGCGUGCCUAAAGUGCUGGUGGUGUUGACAGACGGCCGUUCCCAGGACGACGUGCUGCAGGUGUCCCAGGAGCUCCAGGCUGAAGGCUACAUCGUGUUCGCCAUCGGGUUCGCGGACGCGGAUUACGGCGAGCUGCUGAGCAUCGCCAGUCGCCCCGGAGACAGACACGUGUUCUUUGUGGACGACCUCGACGCCUUCCGCACCAUCGUGGAGAAUAUCCUCCAAUUCGGCAGGAGUGUGUGUGUCUCUGUGUGUAAGUGUGUGUGUGUGUGUGUGUGUGUGUGUUCAGGCUUCCGCAUGAUGGAGAUGUUCGGGCUGGUGGAGCACCUGUACAGUAGUGUGGACGGCGUGUCGUUGGAGCCGGGAACCUUCAACAGCUACAGCAGCUACAGACUGGCCAGAGACGCACUGCUCACACAGCCCACCAGGUUCCUCCACCCUGAGGGUCUGCCGUCUGACUACACCAUCUCCAUGCUGUUCCGCCUGCUGCCCGAAACGCCCCCGGAGCCCUUUGCAUUGUGGGAAAUUCUCAACAGCAGCAACGAGCCCUUAGUAGGCGUCAUUCUGGACAUCGCAGGGAAGACCCUAACCUUCUUCAACACUGACUAUAAAGGAGACUUCCAGACCGUCACGUUUGAGGGAGCCGAGAUACAGAAGCUGUUCUACGGCAGCUUCCACAAGGUCAGUGUGUGUGUGUGUGUGUGUGUGUGUGUGUACCACAGCAGUCAGUGUGAAGAGGAGCCAGCACCAGCAGAACUGUGCUGCAACGCAUCAUGUGCUGCUCCUGAUCCAGACCAAAUGAACCGACCAGUGCAUCACACGCUAAGAGUUAACCGGUUCAGUACCUUUGUCUUUUCACUGUGUGUGUGUGUGUGUGUGUGUGUGUGUGUGUGUUUGCAGAGGAAGGAAGCUGACUGUCCGUCUCUGCCGCGUGCCUGUACCUGCACUCAGGACAGUAAAGGCCCCCCUGGACCCGCCGGACCCCCGGGAGGUCCUGGGAUCAGAGGUGCUCGAGGAGAUCGUGGUGAACCCGGCCCUGUGGGUCCUGUUGGUCCAGUAGGGGACGCUGGUGUUCCCGGUGCUCAGGGGCCUCCUGGUCCUCCAGGGCCCAGCGGACGCUCCAUCAGAGGCCCUCUGGGCGCUCCGGGUGAGUCGGGUCAGAAGGGUGAUGCUGGUCCUCCAGGGCCACAGGGUGUUCCUGGAUCUCCGGGGUCUGUGGGCCGUGAUGGACCUCCAGGGUUACGGGGUCUACCGGGUCAGGACGGGCCUCAGGGUAGAGUUGGGCCACCGGGACCCAUUGGAGGUCCAGGAGCCCCCGGAGCCCCAGGUGAGAACGGCCCUCCAGGACCUACAGGAGACCAGGGCCCUCCGGGAGCCGCGGGGCCCAAAGGGGAGAAGGGUGAGCGGGGUGAAGUCCAGUCCACCGCUUCUGUUCAGGCCAUCGCCAGACAAGUGUGUGAGCAGCUGAUCCAGAGCCACAUGGCGCGCUACAGCUCCAUCCUGAACCACAUCCCCAGUCAGCCGGUGUCCAUCCGCACGGUUCCGGGGCCCCCAGGAGAGCCCGGCCGGCAGGGGCUUCCAGGACCUCAGGGAGAGCAGGGGCCGCCCGGACGACCCGGAUUCCCCGGCACCAACGGAGAGAACGGCCAGCCGGGAGCCAGAGGUGUCCAGGGGGAGAAGGGCGAGAAGGGUAAUCCGGGUGUUGGUGUCCAGGGACCACGAGGACCUGCUGGAACUCCAGGGCCUCCUGGUGAAGGCAGAACAGGAAGUCCAGGACCAUCUGGUCGGCCUGGAAGCCCCGGGAGUCCCGGAAGACCCGGAAUACCAGGACCGGUGGGUCCAGCAGGUCCUCCAGGAUACUGCGACCAGAACGCCUGCCUGGGGUACAACGUAGGAGGCGCUGACCUCACUGACAUCGAUGUCCCUGUAGUUCAGCUUCCGCCGAGCUCCUACCAGCCGUACGGGCCGGAGGGUGAGGCGGAGGAGGCAGACCCGUACGGCAGCUACGGCUCCUACUAUCAGCCCAACUACCCACCGCCACGGCCCGUCCAGGAGGAAGAGGAGGAGCUGCGCUCGCCCGGCAUGCAGAGGCAGACCUGAAACACACACACACACACGCACACACACACACACACACACACACACUGCAGAUGCUGACCAGUGUCCAUUACUGAGCAUACACACUGAUGAAGCGGCACAGCGGAACAACAACAACCAUCAGCUGCUCUGCAGAACUCAGAAGAUCACCACUGCACACACACACACACACACACACACACAGCCCUUAUGCACAUCUAUAAACAUCCACAGUCAAGCCAUGUUAAUAAGCAGCCAUGUUGAGAACAGAAGCACGCCGCUUUACUCAGUGACGGAGGCCUAAAAUGGUCACUUCUGUCUGUUGUUGUGUGGAUGUGUGGAAUAUGUGCCUUAUAAUCGGUGACAUUGUGAAAAUGUGCUUUAUUGUAGUUAUUUAAGGAUAUUGAAUUGUCCACAGAAACAGCAGCAGCCUAGUUUGAGUCUCUCUGGUGAACCGAUUCGUCUUGGUUGAAUCAGUUGAAUCAGUGAGUCGUUUCUGUCCGUCGCUCUGAUUCUUCACUCAGACUCUGCUGCUGGCUGUCUGAUGACUGAACGUGUGGAUUUAUCUGUGUUUUUUUCCUCUUCAUGAUUAUCUGGAGAGAGCAGUGCAGUUUGUAGACGUUUAUAUCAUAUUGUAGUUUUAUAUUCAGCUUUUAAUAUCCUCUCGUCUGUCCUGAAUAUGUUAAAGAGUUGAACAUCAGGCUAUUCCUGAUCAGUCCGAGCGCUUCCUCUGCCGGCUCACUGAUUGAUUAUGAUUGUGUGUGUCUGAUUGAUCAUCUUAUUUAUUUGAUAUGAUGGAGUUUCAUGUUUGUCAGCGUGUUUUACCCUGAGCCUCUUGGUUUAUGGUCCUCACAGCGUUCACAGUCCUGUUUCCUGUGUAUUGAUGUGACGGUGUGUUGUCUGAUGCUCUGUGUUGAUGAAUGAUGCAGUAUUUGUGUGUGCCUGUGCUAAUGUCACGCGCAUUCACCUCAUAAAUCCCUUUAAUAAACACUCUGAGUUAUUA
Messenger RNA from Danio rerio (zebrafish), 5052 nucleotides. The record is from RefSeq and is a predicted model, not a curated record. Lineage: Eukaryota; Metazoa; Chordata; Actinopteri; Cypriniformes; Danionidae.